CUUCCUCUGUUAGUGCUUGACCUGGCCCUCUAGGCUGGAGAUAACGGGCUUUCGUGGUUGCCUUAACUGUGCGCUGACAUUCUCUGAACUAUUGGUCAGAACUGGAGCCAGCAACCUGAUGCACUGUCAUAUGGAUAACUAUUAAGGACAAUUGUUCACGAACUUAUGGAAAAUACUGGCUGGAUAUUCAAAUUAAAGGGAGGAAGUGUGUAGAGUAUGUGCUCUGAAGAUUCUCAUACCACCACAAAGCAAUUUCAAGCACACCCAAGAGGAAAACUUGUAAUUUUUAAAAGGAUUCCCUGACCUUCACCUAGUGAUUGGCUGUGGGUCUGCAUCUGUUUUUCACCAGUUACAGGGUGAUGCCUCCCUGAUCUGUAAAAUAAAAGAUAAUCAUGAUACAAUCCACAGACCCAGAGAAACCAGUCACCCAGAAAGAGAAAAACACAAUGGCCACAGUGGUAGAACUGAAACCUAUAAGGGAACAGAAUGAGGACGUCCUAGGGGACAAGAAGACUCCUCCCCCCAAAGUCCCGAGUUUGUGUUCCAUGCGCUACGGAAUAGCCCUGCUCACACAUUUCAGCAACUUCACAUUGAUAGCACAGAAUUCCAUCGUAAGCAUCACUAUGGUAGCCAUGGUCAACAACACAGACUACCAACCUCACCUCAAUAGCUCCACCGAAGUGCUUCCCACCGAUUUAAAUGGUGACCAACAUGAAGCCGCAAAGCAUCUUUCUCCAAAGGCCCCCGUGUAUAACUGGAGUCCUCAAACCCAAGGAUUCAUCUUCAGUUCUGCCCAGUAUGGCAUGAUGCUGAUGCAGGGUCCCGCUGGAUUCUUGGCUGGGAAAAUAGGAACUAAGAAAGUGGUCGGAAUUGCUCUGCUCGCAUCUUCACUGCUCACUCUCUGCAUCCCAGUGGCUACCAGUCUUGGACUAGGUUUUCUCCUGGCAACUAGAGCAAUCCAAGGCUUAAUCCAGGGCACUGGAUAUGGGGGUCAGUUUGCACUCUGGCAGAGAUGGGCUCCUCCAAAUGAACGCAGCAGACUCUGUAGCAUUGCUCUAUCAGGAAUGAUAUUGGGAACCUUUGCUGUCCUCCUUGUGGGUGGCGUCAUUAUUGAAGCCCUUGGAUGGCCUUUUGUCUUCUAUAUCUUUGGAGCCGUUGGCUGUGCCUGCUGCCUUCUCUGGUUCAUUCUGGUUUAUGACGACCCUUUCUCUCACCCGUGGAUAAGCGAUCCAGAAAAGGAAUAUAUCUUAUCCUCUCUGCACCAACAGGUCAGCUCAGAAAAGCAGUCACUUCCCAUCAAAGCCAUGCUCAGAUCUGUGCCACUCUGGUCCAUGUGUCUUUGCACUAUGACCCACCAGUGGCUUGUUAACACCUUUAUAGUAUAUACCCCAACUUACAUCAGUUCUGUGUUCAAAGUUAACAUCAGAGAUAAUGGGUUCCUGUCUUCUCUUCCCUUUAUUGUUGCCUGGGCUGUUGGUAUCCUUGGAGGCCAGCUGGCAGAUUUUCUUCUGAGAAAGAAUUUUAGGCUCGUAACUGUGAGGAAAGUCAUCACAAUUUUAGGAAAUAUUCCUCCAGCAGCCCUCAUUGUGGCUCUCCCUUAUGUCCAGUCCAGCUAUAUCACAACAAUUACAUUUCUGACACUUUCCUGUGGAAUAAGUCCUCUAUGUCAGUCAGGAGUCUAUAUCAACGCUUUAGAUAUUGCCCCAAGGUAUGCCAGCCUUCUCAUGGGUUCAUCAAGAGGAUUGGCACAUUCAUCAGCUGUGCUGGUUCCCAUUGUUGGUGGCUUUUUCCUCAACCAGUACUCUGAACUCGGGUGGAGAAAUUUCUUUUUCUUAUUGUUUGCCAUUAACCAAUUUGGCUUAAUCAUCUACCUCGUGUUUGGGAAAGCAGAUGUCCAAGAAUGGGCUAAAGAGAGGACGCUCACUCGUUUGUGAAGGUAAAAAGACAUGAUUUCAGUAGAGGUACAGUCUCAGAAGCAGAACUUCAAAUUGUUAACUUCCUGUCAUUUUCCUUCCUCAGCUGUCCUACCUGUAAAAACAAUCAUUGCACAUGCUGAUUCCUAUUUGGUAAGACUUCCAUCAAAAGUGACAUCAGGGUUUUCUCCACUUUCGUUCAGACUUCCUGUGAAGAAAAUAUAAGAUGAAUAAAAAGUCAAGUAAAGUGAUAGCAAAGGA
Messenger RNA from Phodopus roborovskii (desert hamster), 2174 nucleotides. RefSeq names its product solute carrier family 17 member 3 (gene Slc17a3). Gene Ontology annotation, molecular function: urate transmembrane transporter activity; toxin transmembrane transporter activity; voltage-gated monoatomic anion channel activity. Bases 393 to 1934 code for a protein of 513 amino acids. Gene Ontology annotation, biological process: monoatomic anion transport; urate transport; transmembrane transport. The record is from RefSeq and is a predicted model, not a curated record. Lineage: Eukaryota; Metazoa; Chordata; Mammalia; Rodentia; Cricetidae. The transcript is spliced from 13 exons.